CAGAAGUAACAAUACAUGCAGGACAAAGUUAGACAGUCCCCUGGGCGAACCUGACUUGAAUCAAUGGAUAUGUGGAGAUCGAUCUACCAGAUCAAGAUCGGAUAUGACGUCAGCCCUUCGUUCCUUGCUUGUUUACACCGGGCGCGUUGCUUCUCAGCUGAGCUCACCGCACCUUCUCCUUCUUUAUUAUUGAUCCAAACAACCCUGCUGGAUUAUAACAAAACAUCCAACCAUAACCUCUACAACCAGGACACCAAUCCACAACCAACCAAACUACAAACACGAUCGAUCUAAAACACCAUGAAAUUCUCCGCCCUCCUCACGAUAACAACCCUCCUCGCAACCACAACCGCGAAAGAAAAAAUCAGCCUCCAAUGGGCCAUCUGCAACCCCAACCCCCAAGACGUCCUCCCCCAACUGGGUCUCUCGGCAAAUACACCCCCCUACAAGGAAAACCCCAUCACCUACUACGACGCGCAACCCCCGCGCCACAUCGCCCACGGCUUGAUGUUCCGCACGAAGACGAAUAAGGGUCAUCCCCUGUCGACUGUCAAGGCGCCGCUUCCGGGAGAUGUCGAGGCGCCGGGUUUUGUGGAAUGUGCGUGGGCGAGCUAUGGGGAGAAUCCGGCGACGUAUACGUGUGAGAAGCGGUGUCCGCGGGAUGGCGACGGGGAUGAGGAUGAGGAGGAUUACGAGGCAGAGGGUGGCCUGUGGUGUCCGGAGCAGAUGGAGUUUGUGAAGAGUGUGGCGCCCGACCCUGUGGAGUGGUCCGCGCUGGCGCCGUAUGGCCCCUUUGCGAAUGCCAAGUGGAAGGUCAAGGUGGACGGGGUGAAAGCCAAGUUCGACGACGUCGUUGUUCCUGAGCACGGGCUGCACUUGAUGGAGAUCGAGACCAAGGUGAAAGCCUCCAAGGCGGAGAAGGCGCGCGUUGCCAUAACGGAGUAUCUGGUGAAACAGGGAGUCGAGCUGUGUGAGCUGCAAGAGGGCAAGACGAAGAGGCUGUUUCGCGCCAUGGGGUAUACAGAUACGGAGGAGGAAGACAAAGUCGAGCUGUAAUGGGUAUUGAUAUCAUUCGGUAUUGAUAUCAUUCAUUGAUUAGCGUAACACAUUGCUAACAUAAUCGCUCAACUCCAUAAAUCAAGACACUGAACUCAUAAUAAUCCCCGCCCGCCGAUAACUACAACAUAUAC
This is a messenger RNA of Aspergillus campestris IBT 28561, 1190 nucleotides long. RefSeq lists its product as uncharacterized. Lineage: Eukaryota; Fungi; Ascomycota; Eurotiomycetes; Eurotiales; Aspergillaceae. The coding region runs from base 301 to 1056 and encodes 251 amino acids. The transcript has a single exon. The record is from RefSeq and is a predicted model, not a curated record.